Phyllopteryx taeniolatus (common seadragon) is the source of this 5929-nucleotide messenger RNA. RefSeq names its product xin actin-binding repeat-containing protein 1. The record is from RefSeq and is a predicted model, not a curated record. The transcript has 8 exons. The coding region runs from base 535 to 5793 and encodes 1752 amino acids. Gene Ontology annotation, molecular function: actin filament binding. Gene Ontology annotation, cellular component: stress fiber; focal adhesion. Gene Ontology annotation, biological process: actin filament organization; actin cytoskeleton organization. Lineage: Eukaryota; Metazoa; Chordata; Actinopteri; Syngnathiformes; Syngnathidae.
GAAUGUGCACAGUUAGCCACUGAGAUCCAGCUUGCUGUUACGCAUACACCUCCUGGCGAGAUGACGAAACCCAGCCGGCCUUGACGAGAAGAAUGCUCACACACAUGCGAGGGAGAUCCAGCCCACUGUUAAUUUACAUGCACAGACAGGCACAUUGGGUGUUGUUAUCUUGUACAGUAAAUUAUUCACUAUAUAACCGACUCACCGUAUGAAACAAGUACACAUUCAAGUACGUAUGUGCUCUACUUGGUGUUGGGGAUUUUCUAUUUGCUACUGUAAUAGGUCAGCCCAAACCUUCCAAUAAUCAUCUGACCAGCUGAAGCACAAAAUUAAUAUCCUCGUGAGAGAUUUUGAUGCCAUCAUGAGUAGAAAUGACUUUAACACAGUCAGCGCUUGUGAGGACUUUGGUCUUAGUCCACUAGUCUUGUGACGCUACGGAAGGGAUUCAGAUCGACUCGAGGAGUAGAGUGACAUCGCCAAAGAACACCAGACACACUGGAAAAUAGCCCAAAAUUGUAGGAGGUUUAAUCGACCAUGGAAAUGAAGAGCAUGCUGACGCGUAGCCAUUCCCUACGUAGCGUCCACUCAUCAUACGACAAGCCAGCCAGGAUGGAUCCCAGGAUUCUCAGCAGGACAGUGUCCGUGUCCAAGUUGGUCGAAAGAUUUCAAGCUACAACCGGAGAUGCUCACAUCACUUCAAAAGAAAAUGGUGACACAAAAGCGAAGCCAUCCCUUCAAGAGAAUACAGCGACGACUCCACCCAUGAACAGUCCACAGGAAAACAAAGCGCCUCAGCUGCAGCCUCCGAAGACCAGAAGCGACAAAUGGGAACGUUCUUUGCCUGAAAUCAGUUUGAGUCGGAGCAAGUCGAUGGGGAACCUUCAAAACAACUCCAACGGGUCAAUCGAGUCCCUGAAGGCACAUUUUGAGUCAAGAAAUAAGCCGGCAAGCAAUUUCAAAUUGGCAGACGAGGUAAGGCCUUCCAGAGAUGCCAAGCCAGUGAUGGAUGGAGAGAUCAAGAAGUUAGCAGAGGAGCAGAAGGCAGUGCAUCCCAGCAAGAAUGAUGCAAAGGAAAGGAAUGCUCCACAAAAGGUGGUGAUGCAAACCCAGACAGAAAGAAAGAAAACAAUUGGAGGUACCAAUGUUGAAAGAACUGUGAUCUCUGAAGCCGAUGAAAAACAGAGGUCAGUCGCCGACUUCAGAGAAAACUCCUUUGUCCAAGAGAGGGAGAAACUGUGUGUUUCUGUCAAAGCUUUGUCUGCGCUCUAUCUGUCCAAAUUGGCAACUCAGGAAGCAAAGCAGAGAGUUUUAAAACCGGCACAAGAUCAGCCAUCUGAAACUGGGAAACAAGUGAAACAAAUAAAGAUGGCCGAAGAAAACCUACUAAAAAGAGAAGACCACUGUCGGCUAGGACCAGAGGACAACCCUGAGACACAGUCACAACAAUUCUUGCUAUCCCAAACGUGCAAAGAAAGGCUGUACCAACAGCGGCAAAAAUGUGAGCUGAGAAGACUCCUGAAGCACACGCACCCCGAGCUGAAGAUGCUGGAUGAGGUCGUAGACGAGGAGCUUGCCGAGGUCUUGAGCUCGGAGACGGAGGUGACAGCUGAUGAAACAGGAUAUGAGGGAGAGGUCCGCUCCAGACGGCUGAUAUUCGAGAACUGUUCCCAGAGUGAUAAAGUGUCAGUUUACACCCCCAGGAUGCAUAUGACUGAGGAAAUAGUCGAAAAAGGCAACAUCAGUAAAACAUCAGCUGUUUUUGAGCACCCGGACAAGAGGCCUUCUGUUGACCAAACAGUGGCCUCAAGUCCCAAGCCCACAAAAGAGUGUGAGGAGGAUGUUAUCAGAAUAGAUGUCCAGGCAACCAGAAAGAUAUUUGAGAGUCCGUGUGUGGAUACACCCCAGUCAAGUCCAGAUAACGUUCAGGGUAAGGUUGUCACUCCUGGUGCUUUGACUGGCUUAGUCCAAAAACAAGGGAGGGAGAAAUGUGACCACCAGAAUCUACAGCACCAAGAAAAAUCCAGCAAUGUGAAUUGGACAGAACAACCCAAACAAAGGCUCUGCGAUUUUAAUCAUAGCACAGUGAAGGUAGAUGAUGAAUCAUCCAGUCUUGAAGUUAAAGAAGAACAUAAGGACAGUAUAAAAACCAGGGCAUCUCUUAUGCAAAACAAUCCAUUCAUAUCUAAAAACAUAGAACAUUUCUAUGCCCAUAUGGCAAACCCCAAAAUAACAGCAGAUGAUGACUGUGCCGCCAAGGUCAAGAAUAAAGCCCAUUUGUUUGAAUCCAUGCCAUUUGACAAAAUCAGACAUCAAAACAAGGACGAAGUGGAGACAAUGGUAGAGACACUCAAGGAAUCACUGAGCUCUCUUCAUCACUUUAACGUCAUUCAUGCAGAUGGCUCGAUCAUCGAGGUGAACGAGACCAUGCGAGCUAAAAAGGCCAAGUACGCAUUAUCAGAGAGUGGAGCCGAGAUCACUUAUAAUGAGGUGUCUGAAGGUAAUUUUCAAAAUCUCAUACUCCGUGUGCUACCACGAGCAAACCUAAAGCCUCAGGUCACUUACUUAACGGAGGCCUGUAGUGGAGUCAUUAAAAGAACAUUGGUCAACGUACCCGUACACCCGCAUCAGUUCACUGGUAGGCAGGACACAGAGUGUAACACUGCCAAUGUGGUUCAACUUGUGGAGGAUAUUCUUAAUCAAGACAACUCUCUGAGGAAAGGAGCGAUUAUCCAGGAGGCCUCUGACAAAUCUGCAGACAUUAUUGUUUACUCCCUCCACAAGUAUUUAGAUGAGGAAGACGUGAGACGAUAUUGUCCUCGAGAGUAUUUGGCAAGAACGAAUGAAAGAAUAUCACCCCUAAUCUCUCCAGACAGCAUCUGUCAAGAAUCAGUCAGCCCUGAAGUGACAAUGAAGCGAUUUAAGAGUUGUAUCGAAAAGGGCGACUUGGAGGAUCUGAAAACUCUUCAGGCAAAGUCAGUGGUUGAAGAACAGGAAGUUCCUCUUAAACAGAUGAUGGGACAAUGCACUGAUACUGAUCCUGAACAGAGAGGUGAUCUUGCAGAUGAGGGUACUCCAGAGUGGGCACCGGUGGACAUAAAGAGACUGAGAAACAUUUUCUCUGGAGAUCAAAUCCAAAGCCAGUCCAAUAAAAUUGCCAAUAAAGAUCUUUCUAGUUCAACCACUAUGUUAAAGUCUUUCACAAGACAAAAUGUGACCCUUGAUAAUAUUCACCCAUCUCCAGUGAAUUACUGUGAUGUUCCCACUGAAAGACGAGCUCGAGAUAAAAUGGUCGCGUGUGACAGCCAAGCUCAUGAAGAAUCAAAGGAUUCCCUCAGUCUCGUACAAUCUGAGAAUCAGUGUAGGGACCGAGUUGUCCAGGCUGAAUCAAUCGAGGUUGUAGAUGAUAAUAAUGAUGAAGAAAUUUCAAAAAUCCAAAAUGCGAUCCAUUGCCUCCAAGAAGCCACAAUGGAAGCGCGAUUGUUACACCAUUUAUCUCAAGAAAAACAGAAAAACAAAUCGAUACAAUCUAUUGAGCGACCAAUUAUCUCAGCACAAGAUAUCAAUUCACAGGUAAUACACCAGGAACCCAACACAUCGCCCCGUAACAGUGGAAAAUCAGAGGAAAUGUGUUUGAGGAUCAAUUCAGUCCCAGAUAUUAAACAUGAAACUGAGUGCCUUAAUCAAAUUGUUUCAGAGGAAAUCCACACAGCUACAAGCAAUAAAAACAUAAAUAGCACAGAGGAGGUCCCGGUACAACAUUUUCAAGCUGCUGUGCUUUCUCCAGAUAGUUCAGAAAAACAACAUGGGGAAGAGGAAAUUGUCUUUCAGGGUAAACUCAAAUCAGCAUUGGAUUCCUUAGCGAGGUCCAACAUUAAUGUCACCAGAGGAGAUUUCAAAGCAGCUAUGAUAUACCGGAACUCCUCAAAACCUUCCAAAGAAAUAGUGAAAAAUGUAGCAGUUUUUCCUGAUAAGGCAAUCAACCAAGAUGUUUGUGCUAUGGCAUCCCAAACUCAAGUGUGUCCGAACAAGGUCAUCGAAGCGGGAACAAGUACUGCGAAUGCAAAGUCAAUCAGCACUGCGCCGCAGAAAAGUAGAAGACCUGUUGGACCAAAGCCAACCAUCCCUCCAAAGCCUGAUCAUUUGAAAAUCAAACUACAAAAAAACCAUUCAAACAACACAGAAAACUCAUUAAAGCUAUUAAUAGACAAAAAUUAUACAGAUACUGCCAAACGAACUGAAAUUAUGUCUAAAAUAAACACUGGUUUAGAGUCAGAACAUGAUGUAGUGAGCCACAGAAGGUUGGGUGAAGGAUUACAAAACCCUCAGGAUUUUCCCAAAGAACAACUCCAUGGCUCACUUAUCCCCAUGGGUAAAAAUGACAAAGACAACCUGCAAGGAGAGAUAAAGGAACCAGCCCAGCGGAAAGUCUCCCAGGACAUCCUGAUUAAAGAAAAGAUGACUGAAACAGAGGAAGCCCAUUUAGAUUUCAAAGAGGCAUGCAAAAAAUUUGGGAGUACAAAUGAUCUUCCAAAAAAUAGACCUCUUAUUAAACCCAAAAGAGUGAAAAUAGCUCAAUGUGACAAUCAAAUGUCACCCAUUCCUGCACAGGUAGGUGCAGAACCACAACCUCCGUUAUUCUGUGCAGUAAUCCAAGGCAACAAAAAAGAUGCUAAAGAUGAGCAAGAAAUUAAACAGGAAGGCAAGUUCGAGUUGAGGGCAAAGAAGGGAAGGACGGAGACGGAGGAUGAACGCCGUCAGCGUCUGUCGGUCCACAUGGACGAGAUCUUGCGGGGCAACACCGAGGCUGCCAUGGAGAUUUUCGACAACUUGCGAAAGCAAGAGGAGCUGCGGGGCAUCCUCAGUCGAGUUGAAGAGAUCGGGGAGGACACGAGCAAGGUUGACGUGAGGUCGCUGCGAAAAGUGUUCGAGAACGUCCCCGACUGGGUGGUACCCUCAAACAAAAAGAAGCUAAAGCAAGCGAAAGCAGAACACAAAGAGGAGACAAAGACGCCAUUAGCAACAGCGAGUAAGUCCUCGAUGGCACAAGUUUUUGGAGAUCUCGAAAGAGCCAGUGAGGAAAUUAUGACUCUUAAAGAACAGACGUUAGCACGGCUUGUUGACAUUGAGGAAGCCAUCAAGAAGGCGCUUUAUUCUGUCUCUGCUUUAAAAUCAGAGUCUGAUAUUACUGGUCUAUCAUGCCUGUUCAAGGAGUCGUUAGGAAGUGUGCAACGAUCCCCAGCGUCUGGUAACAUUAGCAGAAUAAGCAUCGGCUCAGGCAAAAUGGCAUCCCUGCAGAUAAAAGAAGACCCCACAGCUCCACCUGGUGGCCAGAAUGCAAGCGCUGAAAGAACCCCAAAGUUCAGAGAAGGUCCUCAAUGUACACCGGCUUUCAUCUCUAUCCAGUCAGCUUCAGACAAACCAGAACUUCUGCCCAAAGAGACUACAAUCUGCCCAACUUGCCAGCACAGCCCAGAGAAAUUCCGCUCGGCCAAACUGCUUCAGUGCAACGGCCCUGCUCUAAACAGAGAAGAGCCCGCUGACUGCUUCCCGCAACGAGAGAUCAGUGUACUCGAGGUACAAACGGACCUGGAGGGGAGCAGAAUCUUGGGCACAAAGACAGUCACAGAAAACUACGAGAGGACGGACACCCACGGCAACAGGAUUUACUCUUCGACCACCACCGUUGUCACCACUCAGCCGGAAACCAAAACGUCUACCACAGAUCUCAAGCCAGCUUUGCAUCAGCUCGCUACAUACCCGGAGGUUCUGCUGCCUGUUAACCAAAAUCCGUAAUGCGAGAACACUACUUUUCUAGGUGAUUUCUUACCAUUUACGAUGACUGUUGUGUACAGAAUUUUUGUUGGGUUUCAUAUUGAUGUUGGGAUGCACUGCUGUUGUUUUUAGACAAAUACAGAUGAUUGGUUUUCAA